Messenger RNA from Plasmodium gonderi, 719 nucleotides. RefSeq names its product variable surface protein. The annotation marks the transcript as partial. The record is from RefSeq and is a predicted model, not a curated record. The transcript is spliced from 2 exons. NCBI's taxonomy places the organism in Eukaryota, Apicomplexa, Aconoidasida, Haemosporida, Plasmodiidae.
AUGGAAAAUCCAGAAUAUUCGAAAAAAAAGUUCGAUUUUAGUGAUAUAUUUCCACAAUGCUCAAAAGGUUAUAAAUGGGAAAAUCAUUCACCUACUGAUUCUCUGGCUCAAAAGUUAACACCACUAUGUAGUAAGUUUUACAAUAGUUGUGUGGCUGGUCAUGAUAAUAGUAGUUUUAGUUCAAAAUGUCAACUUGUUACUUUUUAUUUAGCUCAUAUAAAAAAUAAAAAAAAUGAAUUUCAGGUAAAUCCAUGUUGUAAAUAUUUCUUUUACAAACUGUGGCAUCUACUAAGAAAUUAUCCAAGAACUUGUGGUGACACUAAAAAGUGUUAUGAAAAAAUGAAGACCUUAAUUAGCGCUACGAAUAACAAGGAAGAGAUUAAUGAAUUAUUUUCACAGUGUAGUAAUUUUCCUAACGAUUUUGAUCAAGAUAUAUUCAAAAUAUUUGAAAAGCUUGAUAUAAUAUAUAAUGCUUUAGAUGCAUUUACAAGCAAGCCAUGUCCAGCCCAAUCGGAUCUUUUGAAAAUCAGGGCACAGAAGGCAUUCCUAGAAGAACGUCAAAAUAUAUAUAACGAUAGUUUUACAAAAUUGCUUAGAAAUUUUAAUGAUUUAUUUAAAAAUUGUGUGAAAGGCUUAAAUGGUACAAAGGGGUGUGUAGUACCAUUUUUAUCAUAUGUCUACGAGGAAGAAAAGGCUAUAGGAAUAAUAAAAAUAUUUGA